Molecule: messenger RNA, 1123 nt
Organism: Laccaria bicolor S238N-H82
Lineage: Eukaryota; Fungi; Basidiomycota; Agaricomycetes; Agaricales; Hydnangiaceae
Exons: 4
Coding region: 11-1042 (343 amino acids)
Source: RefSeq, a predicted model, not a curated record
CCUCUCCAUAAUGCCACCCCGCCGUGCAAAACGCGCUAAACUGGAGUCUGUAGUCGGCACGACACCCUCGACGAGAGAUGUCGUCUCCCUGCCCAAUCGCACAUCAAACGCCGUAGAGCUGCCUGUGGAACUCUUUCUGGAAAUUCUAUCAUACUUUCCUCAUGCGCCGGUUGGGCUUCCUCGCUACGGUAUAGAUAUCCGCAGCGCCCCACCCGUUUUUUGUUUUGAGCGCACCGACCUCCUCAGAGCUCUCUCCCAGACGUGCCGACGGUGGAGAUUGAUUCUUCUACCUCUGCUUUGGGAGUGCCUCGAGGUCUACCCCGUCCGAUCCCGGGAACCUGUGUGGAAUCUUUGGCUCGCCAGGUCAUUGGAGAGGAAAAGCAAAGGCCUUGUUCGAAGCCCUCAACACGCUGCUUAUGUCCAAUGCGUAAGAGUCAGACUGUCAACGGCAAAAGUCCUGCCCGCCUUUGUUAGUUGUCUUCGGGCUCUGCCCAACCUACACACCCUGUCGAUUAUUUUCGACCAUAUCGAGAUGACUAGUAGCCUUAAAUCGGCUUUUGAAGGCCGAACGUUUCCGAGUGUGCGAACGGCGGUUGUACCAAACGAUGCUCAUAGUGUUUUGAGAAGCUGUCCAGAAGUGCGAAGGGUAAUCUGUAACUUGGGUGAUGGAAGCACGCUUGUAAGCGCGAUGGCCAAGGAAUGCAGGGAAGUUGAAGUCAUCGAGGGCUUUCAGCCAGAUGAAAAGAUGAUGAAACGAAUCGUGAAGGCCGCGCCUAACCUUCGGGGCGCCAGGUUCUCUCGAUCUAUCACUCCUGCGGCUCUUCUUCUGUUAUCUUCUUUGAAAGACCUGGUAAACAUUGAGCUUCACACUGAUGUCCUCAGUGAGGCAGCCAUUGGAAAUAAUGCUCGCUUGGCAGAUUGCAUAAAAAUAGCGAAAGAAAUGCUUCGAAAACGCGAGGGGACGAAGUCAUUGAUAGUGAGCCAUUUUGCUUAUAAACACACCUGGUUGCAUGGCUGGAGCAAGAACAUCGAGCUCGAUUAAUUAUUUUUUUGAUACAAGCAGAACUUCAUGGACAACCGGACAUUGACAUCUUGUUAUCUAAUUUAUUAACUUUACGAGAGC